Hippoglossus stenolepis (Pacific halibut) is the source of this 2101-nucleotide messenger RNA. It is a transcript of the gene trappc6bl, whose product is annotated as trafficking protein particle complex subunit 6B, like. The record is from RefSeq and is a predicted model, not a curated record. Gene Ontology annotation, cellular component: cis-Golgi network; TRAPP complex; trans-Golgi network. Gene Ontology annotation, biological process: endoplasmic reticulum to Golgi vesicle-mediated transport; regulation of GTPase activity. Lineage: Eukaryota; Metazoa; Chordata; Actinopteri; Pleuronectiformes; Pleuronectidae. The coding region runs from base 360 to 851 and encodes 163 amino acids. The transcript has 7 exons.
UUCGUAAUAACACCCGGCGUACCUUAGGCAGGCACUGCGUCACACACUUCAUUUGUGGCGUCUACUUAAGCUCAAUAAGUUUUGUUCGUUGAUAUAUAAAUUCUCUGUCCGACAUUAGUUAUUGUUGGGAAAGAAGAAGACAAACACUGGGAGCCUUUUCCUCUCCAUUUCAUGGGCUGACUCCCGCUAACACCGCCUGUCCGAAUUCAGUGGGGCGUCCUGACGUCAAUAUCGAGUGCAGUCUAGGAAGAGGGCUGUUAUUUACUUCGUGCCUCCUUCAGUAAUUUGACAGGUACAAUACCUUUACUCGUUCACUCUGUUGUAUUUAAUAACACUAACUAGCAGUGAGGUUUGAAUGGAUGACGGACGAGGCCCUGUUUGAAUUUCUCCACUUGGAGAUCGUGUCCCAUGUUUACAAGGAGCAGCAAGCCAGUAAUGGAGGGAUGGACAACAAGGACAGAGCUGUCUGCGUCUCUGUCCUCGAAGGCAUGGGCUUCAGGGUGGGACAAGGACUCAUUGAGAGGUUGACCAGAGACUCUCCCAGCUUCAAGGAUGAGCUGGAUAUAAUGAAGUUCAUCUGUAAAGACUUCUGGACAAAGGUGUUCAGGAGGCAGAUUGACAACCUCCGAACAAACCAUCAGGGUACCUAUGUUCUACAGGACAACAAGUUUGCUCUUCUGACUCAGUUCUCCAAUGGAAAACAGUAUCUGGAUCAGGCUCCUAAGUAUCUCGCUUUUUCGUGUGGCAUGGUGAGAGGAGCUCUGUCUAACAUUGGUCUGGACAGUGUGGUGACAGCUGAGGUCUCUGUCAUGCCGUCCUGUAAGUUCCAGGUGGUGAUCCAGAAGUUGUGACCUGAUCCUCUUUGCCACCGUGGUGCAGAUGAACAGGCCCCUGUGGGGUUCUGUUAAUCCUAAAGAGGGAUAGCUGUUCGUGUCCUCCCACCGAGCAGGCCAACCACAGAGGGAAUCAAACACCGCCCUGGUUUACACAGCUGGGGACGAGCCAGGGUUUUGCUGAUAACCUGUUACCCCUGACAGAGCAAACAGCAUCGGCCAGAGCUUAUCUCUUACUUGUGGUUGUCUGAUAAAUAUUUGUUUUAUUCCUUUUGCUUCUUGUUUUCGAUGAAUGGUUGCUUUCCACUCCAACUAAAUAUUCACCUGUUAAAAAAAACAACUCAGUGUUUUUAAUGUGAAUGUAUUGUUCAUGAAAAGGUAACUUAAUACUCUGUAAUAUGUUGCAAUGUUGAUCUGAUAAAUAAUUGGAAAUAAAAAAUAAAAAAAAGAAGGAUAAGACAGAGAUCUAGAUGAUACAUGCAUAUUAUCAACUGCCAGACCCUUUUUAUUUAGCAUCCAUCCAAAUAAAAGCUACUGAGCAUUUGAAAAUGAUUUCACCUGACACAUCAGAUUUCUUAUUCAGCUCUUGUUUCGCUGUAACAGCACCUGGUGCUUUGUUCUGCCUUGUAGCAGAUUCUUGGCAGUUAUUUAAACUUCAGCUCAGUUAUGUUAUAUAAUUAGAUGUGAUAACAAUUUCUAGACCCGGCUUUUGUAUAAACAAAACUGGAAUGACCGCUGCUUAGUAAGCAUCACUCUCGUCCUCUGUAGUGUUUUCUAAAGCCGACCACUCAAACUGGGUCUGGAGGUUUUUAUUUUGUACCCAGGUGUACAUGUUUUGUCUUUUGUACGGUAUUGAUAUGUAAACAUAUUGUCAUGUUUUUUUCUUUUUUCAACACCUAAAAGAGCAAGACUAUGUGAUGUUUUAUUUAUUUUAUUUCUCGCAUCUAAACAUUUUUGGCCGAAUAAUGUUGAGACGAGAAUACUACAACAACGAGGUCUGUCAAACAAGCAGAGACAACUCGAUGAACACAACAAUAAAGAAACUCACCUCUGGUUGAAGUAGUUGCCUCUUUGUGCCACUAGAGGGACACAUCAAGCUGUAGUUUGAUCUUUCUGAUGUUCUCUGUGUUUGUGUGGGAGAAAGAAGAACCCAUGUUUGAACAAACUUGCUAAACUUCCAUAAAAACACCCCCAGAAACUUAGCAUCACAGUUUAUUACAUUAAAUCUUCAAAUAUUUGUCACUGAUAUAAUAAAUCUGAUAACACAA